Molecule: messenger RNA, 1267 nt
Organism: Pseudophryne corroboree (corroboree frog)
Lineage: Eukaryota; Metazoa; Chordata; Amphibia; Anura; Myobatrachidae
Product: HLA class II histocompatibility antigen, DM beta chain
Exons: 6
Coding region: 51-833 (260 amino acids)
Biological process (GO): immune response; antigen processing and presentation
Cellular component (GO): MHC class II protein complex; membrane
Source: RefSeq, a predicted model, not a curated record
CCAAACCUACAGUAGCUCGGGAAGGAUAUUGGGUGAGACAGACUGCUGAGAUGAGAGGGGCAUUUGCUGGGCUGCUGCUGAUAUACAGCACUAUAUACUACUCUGCCACAGGCUAUGUGAUGCAGGAAUCGUCCAUGUGCAGUUUUGGGGAUGACAAGCAAGGAAAUAUUACAUUCUAUUAUUUCAUUACAUUUAAUCGCCAAAGAGUAGUGGAAUAUGACGAGGAAGACGAUAAGUUUUACCCAUGUUAUGACUGUAUCCCCGAGGUAUAUAACGUAGCUGCAGCAGUUAUCACCCAAUUCAAUAACAUUUCCUAUAUGGCAAAGUAUGUGAAGAAUGAGAAGAAAAGGUGCGAAGCGAAUGCGAAAGCAUUCUGGGACAGCACAGUGGAAAGAAGAGUCAAACCCUCCAUGGAAGUCUUUUCUCCAGUUAAAGUGAAUGUGGACAGCCUCCCGGUACUGAUAUGCUUUGUGUGGGGCUUUUACCCCCAAGACAUCAUUAUAACUUGGAUCAAAAAUAACGAAGCCGUGAUCAGGAACUAUACAGAGGGGGUACGAGUCGGAGACUGGACCUACCAGAUCAUGGCCAAGAUAGACUUGAGAGGCUCCCUUCCUGAAGACAACUAUACAUGUGCUGUAGAGCAUAUAAGUCUGGACGAAGCGAUGAUGACGACUUGGCAAGCCGGCUUGACCUCCAGUGAGAUCAUUAAGAUCAGUGUAUCUACAGCGGUCUUCGGUGUGGGGCUCAUCCUCCUCAUCAUAGGGGUCGUAUGCUGGAAGAAUACCAAGAAAAGUGGUUAUAUUAUAAUUCCAGGAAACAGUGAUGACAACUGAGAUCUGUGCGGUGGACGGAGCGUCACUGUCAGGUAAAGGAAGCGGCUUCUCUCUCCUCUGUGUCGGACACUCCUAGGUUCCUGUGUGACGGAAGAUAUUAUAUAUACGUUUCUAUGGACAAGAACAAUCCAUGACGCGUAACCAACAAACACUCCGCCCUGCAAGGACCUGCCAUCUGAGAUCAUUGUUGCUGUCUGUGGGCAAAGCGCCAACCGUCCGCAAAUCCCAAUAUUAAUAUCUACGUCUAUAAAAGCCAAAUACCACUGAUUGACUCACUGACCCAUCACCAAAUCUCCAGAACCAUGAGGACUAGGAACUAGACAUUUGUACAGUAGCUUUGUUUUGUGACUUAGGCUCCUACUAAGAAGGGAGUUUUCAAAAGUCCACCCCAAAGGGGUGAACUGUGUUUUUAUAAAUUCUUCAUCAUCUCUUAA